AUGAGCGAUCAGAUUGACAAAUUCUGUUUGGUGCAAAAUGGUAAAGAUGGAUGGAUUGUCGAGACAAAAUUUGUUUUUAAGUUGGGGACUGAUGGUAAUCCUGUUCCCAUUGAUUUAAAUGAGGAGGAAGAUCAAAUAUGCUUUGUCAAGACAGACACCAGGCAGAUUAAUAAUGUCGUAGUUGUCGGUUCAAGCGUGGAACACGACGAAGAUUCUGAGAGUAAUGUUAAUCCGAGAAGAAGAACUGUUCCUUCACCGCCAAUACGCAACGAUACUUUCGAAAGAGUUCGAGCAAGAUCGGCUCGAUUGUCAGGAACAGGCUCAUCGUCUGGAAAUAACGGACGUCGGUCACGGCGAGUGAAUAGUGUUAUAAGACGACCAUUACGUAGUAGACAAAGUUUGAUAGCAAAAAUCAAGAGCUUAGAGAGGUCAGUGAAUUCAUUGAGAAAGACUGUCCGAAAAUUAUUAAAAAAAGUUGGUCAGGGAAAUGACAAUGUUACGCAAGAAAGGUAUCCUGAGUUAGAGCAGAGAGUUAUUGUCGAAGGUGGAAAUGAGUUUGUAGAGAUCGAAGGAGUAAAAAUUGAUGGUGAACAGUACGCCAAGAUGUUGCUUCAAAAUAGUCUGAGAGGGCGGGCCAAUGUGCUAAUGCAUGAUAUGUGGCCGGACAAUGUUAUGAGGCGUAUGUAUUUAAAAGCACCACCAGGAACUCAAAAUUAUGAAAUUGUGAAAUCAACAGACAUUCAAAAGAUAAAAAAUAUUUGCUUGUAUUUGCAAAGAAAAAAGAAGAUUGAGUAUAUCAGUGGUGGUAAGGACGAUGUUUCUAUUUAUGCACGCAACUGGGCAGGCGACUUGUUUAAAAAUUGUCGUAAAAAAUUAAACGAUCAAAAUGUACCACGAUAA
Cotesia congregata is the source of this 900-nucleotide messenger RNA. The record is from the annotation of a GenBank genome assembly. Lineage: Eukaryota; Metazoa; Arthropoda; Insecta; Hymenoptera; Braconidae.